Molecule: messenger RNA, 1957 nt
Organism: Podarcis raffonei (Aeolian wall lizard)
Lineage: Eukaryota; Metazoa; Chordata; Lepidosauria; Squamata; Lacertidae
Exons: 3
Coding region: 578-1303 (241 amino acids)
Biological process (GO): positive regulation of DNA-templated transcription
Cellular component (GO): nucleus
Source: RefSeq, a predicted model, not a curated record
UCUUAAGCGGCUGCACCCUGAGCUCUCCGCUAUCAGAGAGGGACACGAUUCUGAGGCUGCACGCACACCUCACAUUCAAAGCAAAACAUGAAACAAUCAUGGCUUCCCCCUCAAAAAUAAAGGGGGGGGAGCCAUUGUUUGUUAUUACAGACCCUCCAAGUGUCCCUGUUUUCCAGGGACAGUUGUGGAUUUUCAGAAGCCGUUCUGGUUUCUGAUUUGAUCUCAGAAUGUGCUGCUUUUCCUUCAGGCAUCCCUAUUUUUUAUCAGAUUAAUGUUGGAGGGUAUGUGUUAAGGUUGCUGAAAGUUGCUCAGAGACCUCUCUCUUCCUCCCACAGAACUACAAGUUCCCCGUGAAAAGAUAUUGAUUGUUAUACCUCUUUGGGAACUGUAGUUCUGUGAGGCGUUUCCCAACAUCUCUCUGCACCCUUGACAAAGGACUGCUGCCAUAAUUGUCAUAUUAAAAGAGUUUCAAAUGCUUGUAAAACUGUUGGUUCUGAUGACACAAGAUUAGGCUGUGGUGACGGUGUCCCCUCAGAUCUUGUUUUGCUUUCGUGUGUAUUCAUUUUUAUUUUUUGUUAUGGAUAGGGGCCUCAAAAGCUGGAAGGGGCCUGAGUCUCUCUGGAUCUCUCGAGAGAGCCUGCUCCCAGAUGCAGUCAUGACUGAAAUGAUGAGGGGCUGUGAGGGUCCUGACACCCAGGGCGAAACGUGUGCUGCGUGCCAGAUGUCUACAGGAGGUCUGGAUCCUGCCAUGAGUGGUGAGCCUGGUCUGAACACUGAUCAGGAGAUGCAGUGGAUCUCAGCCAGGGAGGACAGUUCCCACCGAGCGCCUUGUUUGAACACCCAGCUCUUCCUAAGCCCGCCCCAGGGCCUGGGGGCAGAUCCCUUCCGCGGCUCCCCCUUGGAGUCAUGCGGCGACCUCCCUGGCGAGACCUACGAGGAGAUGUCCAGGGACCCCCUUGAGCUGCCCUGCGAGGAGAUGUGCGUCCGGGCAGCCCCUUGCGGGGGCCAGUGCCCGGAAACGACAUGUGCGGAACUGUGUGAGAGCGUCUUCAAGGGGCCAGCCUCCAGGAGGCUGUAUGAAGAGGAGCGUUAUGUGGAGACGUGGUCAGAGAAGGCUCGCCUGCCCUCCAUUGUGGUGGAACCCAUUGAAGUGGGCGAUGUGGAAAGCGGGGAGCUGCGGUGGCCCCCCGACUUCACGUUGCUGGAGGAGGCUGAGCAAGACGAGCUCUUUGCUGAUGGCGAGGAGGACUUGGGGGCAGGACUGUCGUCUUUCGACAGCGACGUGGAGGAGGUGCUUCUGUAACAUUCUGCCCAAUGUUUCCCUGGGACGGAUGGACAGAAACGGCACCUUCCCAACGCCGCCCACGUCUAAUCACGACUUGGCAACGUCUUGGAAAGGGACUCUGGGGCAUCGCCUUGGAAAGAAGCAAACGUAGCAUCCUGCUGUUUUGUUUCGAGGUGUCUCUCGGAGGGGUAGCAGAUGUCAGGAGCUCGUCCUACACUCGAGUAGGACCCUGGCAGAGACACAUGCUCGACUGGCAUGUUCUCUCCCUCCUGGUCGAUCGUUCAGGAGCUUCAAAAGCUUUCUUCAGCCCGAACAUCACAGCGACCGAUGCCAACAGACACCGGCACAUUUAGAUAUCCACAGAGUUUGCGCAUCAUGCGCGUGACAGACCUCAGCAACUCAGCAUUUUGGCUGAUCUACUUUAUUUACAUAUAAACACAUGUGGAGCACUGCAACAUGGCUCCCCCCCCCUCUCUCUCGCAUCAGACAGCAAAGAGAAAAAGGACAAUAGUCCCACUUCACGGAACACAGUAACACAGACAUCCUGUCUCCGUCACUUCCCACUUUCCCAGGCAAAGGGGCCUGAAGACAAACAUGGCAAUGAUGACUUCAGCGUCAUUCUAUCAACCAGGAUGAGUGUCUAUCAGCGGAGGAUUAGGCCUGAAGCUCCUU